CCCGCGCAUUCUCAAGAUGCAAGCAAUGACACGGAUGACGAGGAAGAUUCAGCCGAUCAGUGCACGAUCGUCACUAAACUCUAUGAAGAACUCGGUGGCACGAAUUGGGAUAACCAAAACGGUUGGACAAAUGCCAGCUCACAAACUAAGCAAGGUUCAGGAGAUUGUUGUGGAAACUUUGGAUUGAACUGUGAUCCGCAAGACAGGAUUGUCUCGAUUGACUUGGCUUCCAACGGAUUGGUGGGAGGCAUACCAGCCGCUAUCUUUGGACUUGGUUCAUUGAUCAGGCUAAACUUAUCGUCGAAUUCUUUGGUCGGACCACUCCCUGAUAAAUUUCAAAAACUUCUAAACCUGACGACGCUUCUACUGAAUUCUACAGGCCUCAGUGACGAACUGCCGAUAUCACUUCAGCAAUCACCGAAUUUGGUUUCCGUCCAUCUGUCGAAUAACAGCUUUUCAGGAAAUGUUUCUUUCCCUAUGGCUACUGGCCUGACUCAACUCGAUUUGUCCCGUAACAAGUUCUCGGGUUCAAUCAAUUUGACUUCAAAUGCGAAUAUCGAAAAGCUAGUCUUGGAUGAUAAUUUAUUCACAGGCGAAUUACCGGACCUUUCUACAUUGCCGAAGCUGCAAAUCAUGAGCGUUGCUCGCAAUCAGUUUAGUGGUCUACCCCCAAACCUUGCGCAACCACCACCUGGACUCAUCCGACUAGAUUUCCAAUCAAAUUCGCUUGUGGGACCAUUCCUUGACCCGAUCAAUGCGACAUCUCUGCAAACACUAUCCAUGAAAGGCAACACUUUCACGGGUUCAUUUCCAAGCUCUCCGGCACCUCCCGCUUUAACGUUCUGUCAGCUUGAUCAUAUUCCAAACUCGAGUUGCCCACCUUCAAACGUUUUGAAUCAAGAUAAUAGCUUGGCCAAGAAGUGUCAAUUAGUAUGUGGAAAACGUGGUGGAGUUCCGAAUAUUGGACGUGAAACUCCUAAAGAAGCUUCAAAUGCCAAUCCACAUACCGUCUCUAGCUCAGGUUAUACUCCGGUCACUCCGAUAAUGAACUGCUUCACAAUUAUCAUCUUAUCUCUUCUGUGGUAUACUCAAUUUUAAUCAAAAUCUUCACAUUCUUGAAUUGGACUUGGUCGCAUAUCAAUUCCAAGACAUCAUCGUAGUCCACCGAUUCCAAUGCCUAUUUGACAAAAACUUGCAAAAACGUUCAUAGGUUUCAGUUUUGUAUCCUAUCUGACAAGAACUUUCAAAGUGCCAUAAAUAGUGCGCGAAGAACCUAUGUAGACUUUAGUAGUAUGAAAUAACAAUUAAUAUUUGGAGAUUCGAAUCCUAUCUCUGCUUAGUGCACCCAUAUAAUUAAUCCUCAGACUCAGUAAUAUCUUUGAAGAAUUCGUUACGCCUUCGAACAGUGCGAGGAAGGAUUGUUGGAUGACCAUAUUGUCAUUGACCUUUUAUCUUGGUUAUUCAUAACAGCUGCACGUCAUCAGCAGAGGACAAAAUUCCUGAUUUCAAUCAUCUUACCA
Molecule: messenger RNA, 1520 nt
Organism: Melampsora larici-populina 98AG31
Lineage: Eukaryota; Fungi; Basidiomycota; Pucciniomycetes; Pucciniales; Melampsoraceae
Exons: 4
Coding region: 478-1098 (206 amino acids)
Molecular function (GO): protein binding
Source: RefSeq, a predicted model, not a curated record